AUGGGGAAGGUGUGGAAACAAACCACGAGACAGACAAAUCAGACACAGGUGACAGAAUUCUUCCUUCUGGGACUCUCUGAUGAUCCACAUACCCAGCAGCUGCUAUUCAUCUUAUUCCUGGGUGUUUACCUCAUCACUGUGCUUGGAAAUCUGCUUCUUAAGUCCCUUGUUCAGGUUGACUCCCUGCUCCACACAUCCAUGUAUUUUUUCUGCAGUUUAUCUCUGGCUGACCUCUGUUCCUCUACCAUCAUUGUUCCUCAGGCCCUAGUCCACCUGCUCUCCAGGAAGAAAGUUAUUUCAUUCACACGUUGUGCAGCUCAGAUUCUACUAUUCCUUAUUUUGGGGGUCACACAGUGUGCCUUUCUGGCAGUGAUGUCUUAUGAUAGGUACAUGGCCGUCUGUAACCCUUUGCAUAACCCCAGCAUCAUGACUUGGAGGCUAUGUGUCCAGCUGGCUGUGGGAUCAUGGACCAGUGGCAUUCUGGUGUCUGUGGUGGAAACCACCUUCACACUAAGGCUCUACAGAGGCAGCAAUAGCAUUGCUCAUUUCUUUUGUGAGGCACCUGCACCGUUGAUCCUGGCAUCCACAGACACCUGGACUUCAGAGAUGGUCAUUUUCCUCAUGGGCAUUGUGAUUCUCCUUAUACCUGUUGCCCUAAUUCUGGUAUCCUAUGGCUGUAUCGUAGUGACUGUGGUCAGGAUGAAGUCAGCUGCAGGGCAGCUCAAGGCAUUCUCUACCUGUGGCUCCCACCUCAUGGUGGUCAUCCUUUUUUAUGGGUCAGCAAUUGUCACCUACAUGAUACCAAAGUCUUCCAAAGAACUGAAAAAACUGUUGUCUGUGUUCCAUGCAAUGGUGACCCCCAUGGUUAAUCCCCUCAUCUAUAGUCCGAAGAAGAAGGAUGUGAAGGGAGUUCUGAGGAGAGUGGCCACAAGAAAUUUUCCAUGCAAGAUUGGAGUUUGCCACUGA
Molecule: messenger RNA, 966 nt
Organism: Molossus molossus (Pallas's mastiff bat)
Lineage: Eukaryota; Metazoa; Chordata; Mammalia; Chiroptera; Molossidae
Product: olfactory receptor 2D2
Biological process (GO): G protein-coupled receptor signaling pathway
Cellular component (GO): membrane
Molecular function (GO): G protein-coupled receptor activity; olfactory receptor activity
Source: RefSeq, a predicted model, not a curated record